Messenger RNA from Brassica rapa (field mustard), 2366 nucleotides. Its product is annotated as heterogeneous nuclear ribonucleoprotein 1. The record is from RefSeq and is a predicted model, not a curated record. Gene Ontology annotation, molecular function: RNA binding. NCBI's taxonomy places the organism in Eukaryota, Viridiplantae, Streptophyta, Magnoliopsida, Brassicales, Brassicaceae.
GAAUCCAUUAUUUAUCAAUUAUAUAAAAAUAAAACAUAUAAUUUUCUUAAGAAGUUGUACAAAGCCUUAAAUAUUAUAGUUAUAUUUAUACAUACAACUGUCCAUAAUCUCAUAAAAAAUUAUUAAUGUAUAUAUUUAUACAUUCAAAACCUUAAUUAAAUCUCCAUUUCUUUUCAAAUAAUUUUUUUAAUUUUUUUUAGCUCAGUCAUAAAUGUAUACAUAUUUUAAACUAAAAUAGUUCUAAUAACUUUCAACCAAUAACAUUUCAAAAGAUCUACAACUUUUUAUUGUUAAUUAGUAAAUUAUGCAUUAAACAACAGAAAUGCUAAAAUUUCAUCUUAAAGAAAAAAAAUCAGAAGCAGUUUUAAUUACAGAAAAUCACAAUUCUAUUCCCAGUAUACUAAUAUCACAUCAAAUUAUUAAUAUUGCUCAUCAUAUUGGUGCUGAUUUUGGGUUGAAAUGUUAAUAGUCUAAUCUAACAGAACAUCAUUGAUCUGCAACGACUACGAACAACGAGGUCAGUGAUCGGAUGUUCUUCUUUAAAACAUCUCACGUGAGAUCCACAUUCUCUUAACAAAAAGUCAUCACUGCAGUCUGUCUAAUGUACUGUUUAGUUCGAAGUUUGAACCAUAUCUGCAACGUGAUACCGACCAUCCGAUUUUCACCACUACACAACCGUACACCGUCCGAUGUUCUUACUCAAUUUACCGUAUCACCAAGUAAAAAAAUAUCCACUUCCCUUUUUUCGUAACUUUUCAAAAAUAUCUACUACUUUCUUCUUCUGUCAAAAUAUUUAAUAUCUACUUUUGCAUACUGAAGCUUUUCCAGUAAUAAAAUAAAAAAAUUAAACGAAUCUCUUUCACUCUCUUUAACCCCAUUGGCUACUUUCUAAAGUCUGUUUUUUUUCUUCUUCUUCUUCUCUCUCUCUAACUCGAUUCCCACAAACCCUAAUUUUCUCGGAACCUCUUCUUCGCCGGGGAGAUUCGAAUCUAGGUUAAAGCAAUGGAAUCAGAUCAGGGAAAGCUCUUCAUCGGCGGGAUUUCAUGGGACACGGACGAGAAUCUCCUGAGAGAGUAUUUCAGCAAUUACGGCGAGGUUUUGCAGGUGACGGUGAUGCGAGAGAAAGCUACAGGUCGUCCGAGAGGAUUCGGAUUCGUUUCCUUCUCCGAUCCCGCCGUCAUUGACAGGGUUCUUCAGAGCAAGCACCAUAUCGAUAACAGAGAUGUUGAUGUGAAGAGAGCAAUGUCUAGAGAAGAGCAGAGUCCUGGUGGUGGUAGUAGACCAGUGGGGAGUUUUGAUAACGUGAGGACCAAGAAGAUAUUUGUUGGAGGUUUGCCUCCUGCGUUGACAUCAGAUGAGUUUAGAGCCUACUUCGAGACUUACGGUCCCGUGAGCGAUGCGGUGAUUAUGAUUGACCAGACCACGCAACGUCCUAGAGGGUUUGGGUUUGUUUCGUUUGAUUCUGAAGAUUCUGUUGACCUUGUUUUGCACAAGACUUUCCACGAUUUGAAUGGGAAGCAAGUCGAAGUUAAAAGAGCUCUUCCUAAAGAUGCUAAUCCUGGAGUUGUUGGAGGUGGUGGGGGUCGUGGGGGUGGUGGUUUCUCGGGGUAUGGUGGAGGUGGAUACGAGGGUCGUGUUGAUUCGAGUAGAUACUUGCCGCCUCAAAACGCUGGAAGUGGGUAUCCUCCUUAUGGUGGUUCUGGGUAUGGUUAUGGAAGCAACGGUGUGGGUUAUGGAGGGUUUGGAGGGUAUGGGAAUCCAUCUGGUGCGCCUUAUGGGAACCCUGGUGUUGCUGGAGCUGGGUUUGGAAGUGGUCCAAGAAGUUCUUGGGGAGGUCAAGCGCCGUCUGGUUACGGUAACGUGGGAUAUGGAAAUGCUCCUGCUGCUGCUCCGUGGGGCGGUUCUGGUCCUGGUUCAGCAAUGAUGGGUCAAGGAGGUGCAUCUGCAGGUUAUGGGUAUGGUGCAGUCGGUGGGCGGCCUAACAGCCUUGGCGGUGGCUAUGCUGAUGGUUCAGAUGGCUCUGGAGGAUAUGGGAAUCACCAAGGGAACGGGCAAGGUGGUUAUGGUGGAGGUUUUGGAAGUGGUCAUCAAGCUUUACAACAGUGAUUGGAGGAAGAAAGAAAGACUACUACAUUGUGGUCUUUUCCACAAACUCCUCUUUCCUCCUUAAGGAUGCCGCCCUUGACCUUGAUUAUCUAUUUUGUUAGUUUCUUAAUAAGUUGUUCAGGCACUCUUGAUGCUGAGUCGUACUUAGUAUUUCAUAUGAAGUUGUAGUGUGCUUAUUUAUAUUUGUUGCUUUGGAAUGUUUUUCUUUUCUCUAUGUUAGUGUUUGUGUUUAACAAUAACUUAUCCACUAUUCAUCUUUA